Messenger RNA from Anopheles cruzii, 561 nucleotides. RefSeq names its product autophagy-related protein 16-1-like. NCBI's taxonomy places the organism in Eukaryota, Metazoa, Arthropoda, Insecta, Diptera, Culicidae. Gene Ontology annotation, biological process: autophagosome assembly. The coding region runs from base 1 to 561 and encodes 186 amino acids. The record is from RefSeq and is a predicted model, not a curated record. The transcript is spliced from 4 exons. Gene Ontology annotation, cellular component: autophagosome membrane. Gene Ontology annotation, molecular function: protein binding.
AUGUAUUCGAUCGAUGAACGGUUAGGCCUACAACACACCCUAACUGGACACAGCGGAAAGGUGUUGGCGGCGAAAUUUCUCGGUUCCACCUUCCUCGUUACCGGCAGCCACGAUCGGACGCUAAAAAUUUGGGACCUCAAAAACCGAUCCUGCACCGAAACCAAGUUUGCCGGCUCGAGCUGCAACGACCUAGUCACGACGGACAGUCUCUCCUUCAUCAGCGGUCACGUCGACAAGAAGAUACGCUUCUGGGACGUCCGGACGGCGGACUGCACGGCCAACGAGAUUCCGCUGCCGGGCAAAAUUACCUCACUCGAUCUGUCGAAAGACGGCAAGUUCCUGCUGUGCUGUGUGCGAGACGACACGAUCAAUCUGCUCGAUCUACGCCAGAACCGCAUCGUCCGGUUAUUCCGACAUGACAACUUCAAAGUGGGAUGCGAUUGGUCCCGCGUGGCACUCAGUCCGUCCGGCACCCGGAUUGCGGCCGGUUCGGCCGAUGGAUCCGUCUACAUCUGGAACAUCAACGGUCCACUUGAAACGGUGCUGAAGGAUCCAAAGUAA